AUGGCAACUAGCGACAAACAACUCUUAGACAAGGCUUGGGAAAAGACCCAAAAGAAGACCUUCACUGCAUGGGUUAAUUCACAUUUAAAAAAGGUUGGAUCAACCAUUGAAAGUAUUGAAGAAGAUCUUGCUGAUGGUAUCAAGUUGGCUCAAUUGUUGGAGAUUAUCUCCAAUGAUCCAGUAUUCAAGGUCAACAAGACUCCAAAGCUUAGAAUUCACUACAUUCAAAACAUUGGUCUCUGUUUAAAGCACAUUGAAGCUCAUCAAGUUAAACUUGCUGGUAUUGGUGCUGAAGAAUUGGUUGACAAAAACUUAAAGAUGACUUUGGGUAUGAUUUGGACAAUUAUUUUACGUUUUGCCAUUCAAGACAUUUCAAUUGAAGAACUUUCAGCCAAGGAAGCUCUUUUACUUUGGUGUCAAAGAAAGACCGAAGGAUACAAUGGAGUCAAGAUUUCCAACUUCCAUACUUCAUGGGUUGAUGGUCUCGGUUUCUGUGCCUUGAUUCACAAGCAUCGUCCAGAUCUCCUCAACUUUGACUCGCUCUCAAAGGAAGACAAGGCCGGUAACCUCCAAUUGGCCUUUGACAUUGCCGAAAGAGAAUUUGACAUUCCAAAGAUGCUCGAUGCCUCUGAUUUGCUCGAUGUCUCUCGUCCAGAUGAAAGAUCUGUCAUGACCUAUGUUGCUCAAUACUACCAUUACUUCUCUGCCUCGCGCAAGGCUGAAGCUGCUGGCAAGCAAGUCGGUAAGAUCUUGGACUUGAUCAUGUCACUCGAACAAAUGAAGUCAGACUACCUCCACCGUGCUCAAGAGCUCGUCGACUGGAUCAACCAAUCCGUUCAAAAGCUUGAAUCACGUGAAUUUGGAGACUCUGUCGAAUCGGUCCAACAAUUCAUCCAAGAGUACAACAACUACAAGAAUAGCCAAAAGCCACCAAAGGCCCAAGACCUCCUCGAACUCGAAACCAUCUUUAACGGUCUCCAAACCAGACUCAAGCUCAACAAGCGUGAUCCAUUCAGUCCACCACAAGGUCUCCAUCCAAACGACAUUGAUCAAUUGUGGGCUGCCCUCGAAAAGGCCGAACAAGACCACUCUGAGGCUUUGAGACGGGAACUCAAGCGUCAAAAGCAAAUCUCCUUCCUCUUGAUCAAGUACAACCGUAUCUUGAAAAAGUUGGAUGCCUGGGUCUCGUCCAAGCAAGCAUACCUCUCGGCCAACGAACUCGGUGACUCUAUCACCGCCAUCCAAGCCAAGCUCAAGAAUCUCGAAGCCUUUGAAGGUGAAUCGCAAUCACUCCAAGCCCAAUCUUCGGCCGAUCUCGACUCUAUCCAAAACCAACUCGAAUCACUCGAGUACCGUGGUGUCCCAUCGCUCGUCGAACGUCGUACCCAACUCUUCCAAGGUCCAUGGGAACAAGUAAAGACCACCGCCGAACAAUACAAGGCCACCCUCCUCGAGGAAUUGUCCAAGCUCCAAAAGAUCGAAGACAUGUUGGUCGACUUUGCCAAGCGUGCCGCCCAACUCAACAUUUGGAUCGAGUCUGCCGAAGAUCUCGUCUCUGACCCAAUCCUCGCCGACUCUGUCCAAGUUGUCAACGAAAUCCAAGGCAAGUUUGACUCUUUCCUCCAAGACCAAUCCCAACAAUACGCCGAACUCGAAGCCCUUGCCACCCUCACCGAAGAACUCAGAAACUUGGGUCGUGCUGAAAACUCAUACUCUGUCAUCUCUUAUGAAGACAUUUCCAACAAGUGGAACACCCUCCUUGCUGCCAUCGAAGAACGCAAGACUGCCCUCCAACAAGAACUCGAAGCUCAAACCGAGAAUGACUCUCUCUGCCAACAAUACGCCCAAGCUGCCACCAAGGUCAACGACUAUUGUCAACAACAAACUCAAGUCCUCUCUCAAAACAACUCUCAAGACCCAAGCGAGCAAUUGGCUGUCGUCCAAGGUGUUUUGGAGUCUGCCCAACAACACAACACCAUCCUCCAAGACGCCAAGACCGUCUCUCAAAAGAUGGACGAUCUCCAAAUCACCGACAACAAGUACACCUCACUCACCAUCGAAUCUGUCAAGAUGCGUUGGGAAAAGUUUAUUGCUUUGGCCAAAAAGUCACAACAAGUCAUCGAAGGUGAAAUCCUCUCCAAGCAACACACUGGUGUCUCUGCCGAAGAUUUGGCUGAAUUCAAGACUUGUUUCUCUGUCUUUGACAAGGAUAACGACAACGCUUUGAACAAGUUAGAGUUUGGCUCUGCCUUGAGAGCUUUGGGUGAAGAAUUGUCCGAAGAACAACUCGCUGCCGUCAUUGCCAAGAUUGACUCUGACAAUAAUGGUCUCGUCUCGUUUGAGGAAUUCGUUGAUUACCUCACCUCUACUCGUAAGGGUGCCGACACUGUCGACAGCACUCGUGAUGCCUUCAAGACCAUGGCCGAAGGUAAUGGCUUUAUCACUGAGGCUCAAAUCCGUUCUGCCAUCACUGACCAAAAGCAAGUCGAAUACCUCCUCGCCAACAUUCCACAAACUGACAAGGGUUACGAUUACAACCAAUUCGUUGCUACUUUAUAUAAUUAA
Molecule: messenger RNA, 2565 nt
Organism: Cavenderia fasciculata
Lineage: Eukaryota; Evosea; Eumycetozoa; Acytosteliales; Cavenderiaceae
Gene: abpA
Product: alpha actinin
Exons: 3
Coding region: 1-2565 (854 amino acids)
Biological process (GO): actin cytoskeleton organization
Cellular component (GO): cell projection; plasma membrane; cell junction
Molecular function (GO): calcium ion binding; actin filament binding
Source: RefSeq, a predicted model, not a curated record